This is a messenger RNA of Paramecium pentaurelia, 155 nucleotides long. The record is from the annotation of a GenBank genome assembly. Lineage: Eukaryota; Ciliophora; Oligohymenophorea; Peniculida; Parameciidae.
AUGAAUUUGGUCAAGUAAUUGUUGCUGUAUUAAAUAUUAGUAAAUUGAAAAAAGUUGGGCAAGAACAACAAUACGAUAUUGGGCAUGUUUGGAUACAAGAUUAUAGAAUGGGACAAUUUAUUUAGAGAUAUGAGGAAAAUAAGAUAAUUCAGUGA